This is a messenger RNA of Phalacrocorax carbo (great cormorant), 2412 nucleotides long. NCBI's taxonomy places the organism in Eukaryota, Metazoa, Chordata, Aves, Suliformes, Phalacrocoracidae. The record is from RefSeq and is a predicted model, not a curated record.
UAAGAUGAGGCUGCAAGAGCCCUGUGUGAUCCCUGGGAGCUGGGGAGGUGUCUCUGGAUCUGCAGCUCUCCUGCACCUCAUUUAUAUUUCCGUGAGGGGAUGAUAUCUUCUCACUUUGCACUACCAGAAAGCAUGUGGAACCAGGGUGUGGGGAAAGACCUCAAAUCUCACACAGAGCCACCUGGGUCUGUCUUGGGCGGAAGGACGCUUGGCUUAGGUCAGAAGUUCAGUUUACAUUCUAAACCAAAUUCAGACUGCAUCAAGUCUGACCACAUUUGUUACUUCCAGGAAUAUUCUGGAGGAGGAAGGAGGACCAAAUGACUCACUCAAGCCAUUGUCUGGCUCUGACGAUGGAAGUACGGCCCAAAUAUACUGUGGAUCUGGAUACAUACGCCCCUCCCAGUCCUGCGUCAGACACUGGAGCUAAGUCUCUGCUGGGGCAACACUUACUCCUCCGAGCACUACAGUGUGCUGUUGGAUCCUGCACGGGAAUGGAGACCCUUGGGAGCAGACAGCUGUCACGCAGGCUUGUGCUGUGCUGUGCCUUCUGGGGACUCUGCCUGGCCACUCCAGACUAUGAUGAUUACUCUCAGAACAGCACCAACGAGCAGGUAACGCUGCCAGCGAUCACGCCGUGUCCCCGAGCCAUCCCCGGGGAAAAGGCAACCAUAAACAACGUCACCUACCUGUUGAUACACGAGGCCACACGCUCUCAGCUGGGCAGCGUGGUCACAGUGCAGCUCAUCCCCUGCCUCUACACCCUCGUCUUCCUGGUGGGGCUGCCUUCAAACGGGCUGGCCCUGUGGGUCCUGGCCACCAGGGCUGAGAAGCUGACCUCCACUGUCUUUCUGAUGAACUUGGCUGCAGCAGACCUGCUGCUCGUUUUAGUGCUGCCCUUCAAGAUUUUCUACUAUUUCCUGGGGAACAACUGGCCCUUUGGGGAAGGCCUGUGCCGCCUCACCACAGCUUUCUUCUAUGGGAACAUGUACUGCUCGGUGCUGCUGCUCACAUGCAUCAGCGUCGACCGGUAUCUGGCUGUGGUGCAUCCUUUCUUUUCACGUUCUUUCCGCACCCCUGCCUUUGCUGCCUGCACCUGUGCUGCCAUCUGGCUCUGUGCUGCUGUCCUCACCCUGCCCCUGACUCUGCAGCAGCAGUCCUAUCCCCUAUACAGGGCAGGCGUCACUCUCUGCCACGAUGUUCUCCCCAGGCACGAGGAUGAUGGGUAUUACUUCUACUACUUUGUCUGCCUGAUCGCCUGUGCCUUCCUCGCUCCUCUGGUGGUGAUGCUGUUCAGCUACUGCUCAGUACUGCGAGCGCUCCUGGGCAGUGGGAAGCGGUACUCCUACUCGAUGAAGCUCACAGCUCUUGUGCUGUUCACAGUCGUGGCCUUCUACACACCCAGCAACGUCCUCCUCCUUGUUCAUUACUCCAGCUACAACUGCAAGCUGUAUGGCAACCUGUAUAUCAACUACAUGGUGAGCCUGGCCAUCAGCACCUUCAACAGCUGCGCUGAUCCCUUUGUCUACUACUACAUUUCUGAAGACUUCCGGGAUAAGGUGAGGAGGAGAUUCUUCAGUCACAGAAAACAAACCACCACAUCCCUAGAAACUUCCAAGGAAACACUCCCUCCAAAAAGUUCCAAAGAUUCACUGGUGUAAGCCUCCGUCCCGGCUCCCUGCUCCCAAGGCACUCACGACAUACAUUGGGGAUGAGAUGAAGACAACACUGGAAUUCCACAAGUUUCACCCAGAGCAGCGAGCAGCACUUGCCAAGGGACAAGUCCUUUCUCCUGUCUGCACAGCUAAAACUGAAUAAACCCGGACCACAGGAUUCCUCGAGCGGUGUGGAGUCCAGACGAGGUGCGGAGUGCCGAACACGUAUAGCUCUGUUACGGGGGCACCGCACGCAACUUCCCAUCUGGUCACACGCUGCCAGGGAUGCUCUUGCCAAUAUACCUAGGUCUGGUUUUCCUAAUGCAUCUUGCAGACUGAUUGCUAUGUGUGUUCUAUUCCUUUUUCUGCUACUGCCUUGCUCAUUGUCCUCGAACGCAUACUCCCUUCACCUAAACAUGAAAAAGAACAGGCACUUACAGAACUAAAUUUCUAAACAUUUCAGAAGUACGAGGAGGUACCUAUGUGAAAGGUCCUCUCCUAAACUAAAAUAUUCUGUCAAGAGAAUGCAGACCGCUGGCUUUUCUAGCAAAUACUUUCCUGGCUUGAUUAGUAACCAACACCGCAGUAACGUCAGCCCGUUGCUGGUAACAAGCGUACAAAUCCCAGUCGCUAAUCCCUGUUUUCGCAAAUGACCCAUAGCACCCGUAAUUUCUCUGGGCCAAAGAUUGUAUUAAUGGAUUUUUUUUUUAAAAAAAACUAUGUCUCUUGAAGAGAGAUAUUAAAGAAUUGAUAAAACCCU